Trichomycterus rosablanca is the source of this 462-nucleotide messenger RNA. Its product is annotated as RNA-binding protein FUS-like. The coding region runs from base 1 to 462 and encodes 153 amino acids. Gene Ontology annotation, cellular component: nucleus. The transcript has 6 exons. Gene Ontology annotation, biological process: regulation of DNA-templated transcription. The record is from RefSeq and is a predicted model, not a curated record. NCBI's taxonomy places the organism in Eukaryota, Metazoa, Chordata, Actinopteri, Siluriformes, Trichomycteridae. Gene Ontology annotation, molecular function: transcription coregulator activity; RNA binding.
AUGAACCGUCGCUUAGGCCAGCCAGCAAUCAACAUCUACACUGAUCGAGAUUCUGGUGAGGAGUUCCAGGGGUGGAAGCUGAACGUGUCCAUGGCUAAGAGGAAGAACCCACAAGGUUUCAUGGGUCGAGGUGGUGAGAGAGGAGGAUCUUCUCGCAUGCCUUAUAGAGGUCCACCAAAGAGAGUCGGAGACUGGGACUGUGAAAACCCUGGCUGCUGUAACAUAAACUUUGCAUGGAGGAGCAGCUGUAACAAAUGCAAAGCUCCCAGGUCAGAGAAGAUGCGCCCCCUUCUAGGCGGUAUGCAUGGAGGCUGGGGAGGUGAACCCGGAGGUUUCAGAGGAGGUAGCCAAGACGGCCCGUCCAUGGAACAGAGAACAAGACGAGGAAUGGGACCAGGAAAGAUGUACAUGAGGUACACCUACGCAUCGGAUCGUCAUGAGCGCAGAGAAAGGCCCUACUAA